CACUUUGUUUGUCGAAGUCACUUUGUCUAGCAGAGCCAAGUCAACAGAUCAUAUGCAGGGACAGCCGAUGGAGAUCAGCACUCAAAGUCAAGAAAUAUUUCAUGGAUUCUUAUUAUUUGUGAAAGAAUCUGAAGAGCCUAUGGUACAAGAUGGAGGUAGCCAAUCAAGGAUAAAAGUUGUGGAAGGUGGCACAAUAACAGCAGCAAAGAAAAAAAUAGUAAUAAGAUCCAUACCAAAAGGAGACAGUCCAGGAAGGAUGAAAGUCCAGUGUAGCAUGGCAUGUACAGCAACAGGAAACAAAGCAAUAGAGUUCACUUCUAGUGAUGACAAAAUCCUAAUUGAAACAAAAAAGAAAGUUACUAUUGCAACACCUUACAGCCCAGACAGUGAUGGUGAGUUUUAUCUAAAGGCAAAAAAUACAGAUAAAAAUGAAUAUAUGAUGGUGAAUGGUAGCCAGUACUGUGUGUGCCUUGUAAUUAAAGAGGAUAGGAUUGAGCUAGUCCCACUUGAAGAGCAUGAAGCAGAGAGAGAAAAGUCUUUCAGCGGCAUACAUCGCUACAUCACAGUGUAUCAGGAUAACUCCUCUAAAAGUUUCAACAAUACUGCUCUUUUCUUUACUUACAAGAAGGCAGAUCAAAAAACAUACAACUGCUAUCUUGUCCCGAAUGAUAGCCAUGACAAACUUGAAUUGGACGAAAAGGAAGUGGAAGGUAAAAGCUAUGACGAAUUGAGAGUCUUGUAUAAAAGCUACCUCAAGUUUCACACUCAAACCAUCAGUCCAGAUUCAUUGCUAAAGUGUGAUUCUGAUCAGGUUCCUGAUAAAAAGAUUGCUGCUGGUAAUAACGAGGCCAGUCCCACUGGUUCAUUUACUGCGAGUCUUGACAGUGGACAUGGUUCAGGAGAAAAGGAAUAAGUAACGAGAAUAGAUUUCAUAAUGCUUCCUUAUUUUUAAAUAGCUAUUAGAAAAACUUUCAUUUUUAAUCAAACAAAAUAAUUAUAGCAUUUUUCUUUUUAGCUAGGUUUAAUAACAUUUCUAUUAUUAAUUACAU
This is a messenger RNA of Amphimedon queenslandica, 1049 nucleotides long. RefSeq lists its product as uncharacterized. The record is from RefSeq and is a predicted model, not a curated record. The transcript has 5 exons. Bases 53 to 913 code for a protein of 286 amino acids. Lineage: Eukaryota; Metazoa; Porifera; Demospongiae; Haplosclerida; Niphatidae.